AUGACAACCACGUCCGUCCUUCUUGCAACAGCUCAAGUUACAAUUGUAAAUUCUAGCGGAGAAACUGCAAGAGCAAGAGCAUUAGUCGAUCAAGGAUCGGAAAUUACUCUUAUCUCAGAACGCUUAGUUCAAUUAUUACGACUCCCUCGAGUUAAAUCCUCUAUUUCGUUAGUGGGAGUAGGCGCGCAAAAAUCCAACCAAACAAAGGGAUUAGUUUCUUUUCAAAUGAGGCCGCCUUUCAGAUCAAAAUCUGAAUACCGCGUUUCUGCUCACAUUUUACCCAAGCUGACAGGAUCUAUUCCCUCCAUCUCAACGGACAAGAAAAUGUGGCCUCACAUACAAAAUCUUCAGUUAGCCGACAAUGACUUUACUUCGCCGGAGCACAUUGAUCUUAUUUUAGGUGCGGAUGUCUAUGCACAAAUCCUCGAAGAUGGAGUCGUGAAGGGAGAUGUAAAUUCACCAAUUGCUCAGCGGACUUCUCUUCGAUGGAUUAUAUCUGACCCUUCCGGUAUUAAUACAUUAUCUAACAAGCAACCGCCGGAAAACCUCGGAGACUCCAAAUCAAAGGCUUUUCGAGUAAUUAAUGGUCUAUCCAGGAAAUUGGAAAGCUAUCCAGAAUAUUCCAAACUCUAUUUUGACUUCAUGAAAGAAUACGAGCGAAUGCUACACAUGACUCGCGUUCCCGAUUCCCAAUCAGAACCACCAAUUGCAUAUUAUCUUCCACAUCAUGGAGUCAAACGAGAAGGUAAUUCCACAACGAAAUUAAGAGUCGUCUUCAAUGGCUCAAGCCGUUCCUCCACAGGCUGGUCUCUAAAUGAUAUCCUUCACACUGGAGCUAAACUUCAAGUUGACCUACUCAAUGUCCUGCUUUGGUUUAGACAAUUUCGAUAUGUUUUUUCUUCGGAUGUGGAAAAAAUGUAUCGACAAAUCAAGAUACAUAAAGCGGAUUGGGACUUUCAACGUAUACUCUGGAUGGAUACUUCCAAUAAAAUCUCCACUUAUCAGCUAACCACAGUAACAUAUGGUUUGGCUUGCGCCCCGUUCUUAGCUCUCCGUUCGUUAGAUCAAUUGAUUGCCGAUGAAGGUGCAAAAUUUCCUCUUGCCGUUCCAGUUCUGCAAAGAGGACGUUAUGUAGAUGACAUUUUUGGAGGAGGUGACUUCAUUUCAGAAGCUCAAGAAAUUGCAAAACAAACUAAUCAACUCUGUAUGGCGGGCGGGUUUCCGCUCCACAAAUGGGUAAGCAAUAAUCCUGACGUCCUUCAAUCAAUACCAACUAACAAGCAAAAUGGUUCAUCGUUUUUUCAAAUCGAAAAUCAUACUAUGACCAAUGCUCUCGGACUGUGCUGGAAACCCUUAACUGACACUUUCCAUUUCACAAUGGAGUUGACAUCUACUUCAUUAAUUACUAAAAGAAGCGUUUUAUCGUCAAUUGCCAAGUUAUUUGACCCUCUCGGACUAAUUUCUCCUGUGAUCAUUAAAGCCAAGAUUCUUAUGCAGGAGUUGUGGUCGAUUAAGCUAGGCUGGGACGAUCCGCUGCCCUUGGACGUAGCCGCUAAAUGGAAGAAGUUUGUCGAACAACUACAUGAUCUGCCUUAUCUAAAAUUUCCUCGUUGGUUAGGCACUCGAAGGGAUCAUGUUAUGGAAAUCCAUGGCUUCUGUGAUGCUUCUCAGCGUGCUAUGUGUGCAGCUGUUUAUAUUCGCGUAAUCUCGAAUUGCGGAGAGAUCACGUCAAAUUUAGUCUAUUCUAAGACAAAAGUCGCGCCUUUAAAAAGGCUAACUAUUCCACGUCUUGAGCUGUCUGGUGCUGUUAUACUCGUUAAACUGGUCACUCGCAUCCUUCUCGUGUGGAAAUUAAAAGGUCCAUCAAUAUACCUGUGGACAGAUUCUGCAUUAACCUAUACUUGGAUAAAUAAUCAUCCAUCACGCUGGAAGGAUUAUAUUCACAAUAGAGUUUGUUUUAUUCAAGAAUCAUUGCCUCAUGCUAUUUGGAGAUUUGUACCCGGGACAGAAAAUCCACAGAUUGUGCCACACGCGGUUUAA
Messenger RNA from Vollenhovia emeryi, 2040 nucleotides. RefSeq lists its product as uncharacterized. Bases 1 to 2040 code for a protein of 679 amino acids. The transcript has 2 exons. Lineage: Eukaryota; Metazoa; Arthropoda; Insecta; Hymenoptera; Formicidae. The record is from RefSeq and is a predicted model, not a curated record.